UCCAAUUUGCAGAAGAAAUCGGCUCUCACAUCACAUCAUACCUCUUGAAAUAACAGUGUGUCUAAGUAUUUAUUUUGCAACAAAGUGUACCGUGUAACCUUUUUAUAUUCAUCCUUAGUGAUUUUGAAAUAUUCAAGCUAAAGUAUACUCGCUCAAUACAUUUGAAAAACACCAUGCCAUAUUCCACAGAGGAUCUUCGUAAGAAGCUUCAAGAAGAGCUCGAGCCAGUGCACCUCGAAGUCGUCGAUGAUUCGGACGGCUGCGGUGCUAAGUUUACUGUUCUUAUCGUAUCGGAAAAAUUCGAAGGCAAAUCUCUUCUUCAGAGACACAGAUUAGUCAACUCCACUUUGCAAGAAGAACUAAAAAGCAUACAUGCAUUUACACAGAAGACUUUGACUCCAGAGCAGUGGGAGGCGGAAUCGAAGCAGCAAGCGUAAAUACAUUUAAUUAUAAACAAAUAAACCAACCGAAUCUCGGUCAAAUGAUUAAAAAGACGAAGCCAUCAUUCAUAAGGACUGCAAUACACAAUAGUUUACUACAUUAUUCAUUGGGACGAGCAGUGGCAUGAAAAAGCACCAUAACGAAGCACGGGUAAGGGCUUCGUAAGGCAGCCUUAGUAAGCUACUUUGCUAAACCUCAUUUCAGUCGUGCAAACCUAUAAAUCUUUUCCUGUACCACAUACGUGGCAAUUAUAAUAUGUUAUUCGUAAAGUAGUUGUUGUCAUUAAUACAAUCAUCAAAAUGAGACGCGAAAUAAAUUUUCUUUUUUCUUUCCUCAUUGGUAUACUUAAAAGCCGAAAAGUAUCGUGUCAAUUGAAUCGCACAUAAGUAUACAUAAACAUAUCUGAGCAAAUAUUUUUUAUCAAGCAACGACUCGCAUGUUUACACAACGCUGAUUAAAAUGUUUUUGAGUUCUUUUUGUAUAAAUUCUGAUUGUAAUCGGCUGACGUUCUUUGAUUAAAAAUUCAAUAAGCUUUAAUUUUCGAUGAUUGUUGCUGCGCCGUCCAGACUCCGAAUAAAAAGUAUGUCAUUCCAAUUUAUCUCUUUUACCGUCGUAUACAUCGUCGUCGCGCGGAGAAAGUAAAAAAAAAAAAAAAAAAAAAAA
Copidosoma floridanum is the source of this 1104-nucleotide messenger RNA. RefSeq names its product bolA-like protein 2. Gene Ontology annotation, molecular function: 2 iron, 2 sulfur cluster binding. The record is from RefSeq and is a predicted model, not a curated record. Gene Ontology annotation, cellular component: nucleus; cytosol. Gene Ontology annotation, biological process: protein maturation; intracellular iron ion homeostasis. Lineage: Eukaryota; Metazoa; Arthropoda; Insecta; Hymenoptera; Encyrtidae.